Molecule: messenger RNA, 378 nt
Organism: Pyrenophora tritici-repentis Pt-1C-BFP
Lineage: Eukaryota; Fungi; Ascomycota; Dothideomycetes; Pleosporales; Pleosporaceae
Product: UPF0197 multi-domain protein
Biological process (GO): protein N-linked glycosylation
Source: RefSeq, a predicted model, not a curated record
AGCUUCACGCGAUUCCACAGAGCAUAAAAGUCAAUUGUCCCACCUGCACACAUGUCGAGCCCACUUCAAGACGUCUGGGAGGCUGCUGCCUCGUCGCCCUUCACCCCUACCAUCGGAAAAGAGACGCAAUUCAGCCUUGGCUUCUUGCUGCUCGCCAUAUCCCUCGUCUUGACCACCAUCUUCGGCUUGAACCGAUCCGUCGUCAGCCUGCCCGUCCUUGGUGUUCCCGCCUCAUUAGCAUUCGGCUUCGGCGCAGUCUACAUGAUUUGCGCAGUCGGCGUCUACGUCUAGUUUCGUUGCUUUAUUCGGCCGGCGUUGGGGACAUAAUUGCGUGUACAAUCUAUCGAAUUCCAAUAAAAAGUUCAAGAUUCCUCGCAU